Molecule: messenger RNA, 721 nt
Organism: Pectinophora gossypiella (pink bollworm)
Lineage: Eukaryota; Metazoa; Arthropoda; Insecta; Lepidoptera; Gelechiidae
Product: protein C10
Exons: 4
Coding region: 218-568 (116 amino acids)
Biological process (GO): post-embryonic development
Source: RefSeq, a predicted model, not a curated record
CAUUCACUCACUCAUCCAACGUUGGUGGUGGUCGUGCUUCGGUUGGCUUUGUACAGUUUUUAUUUCUUUAAUUUUUAUUUUCAAUAAUUCUAAAGGGUCAAUACCUUUCUUAGUAAGUAUUCAUCAAAACUGAAAUAUAUUUCCCAUCAAAGUAACUUAAAAGCCAACCACAAUUUUAGACACGCCGCCUCCACAAGGGUCUCAAUGUCAUCCGACCAUGACCUCACCACAGAGUAUGUCAGUUGACCAAGUCCGCCUGAUCCUCAGUGAGGUUAUAGACGCUCUGGAGUCUCCAGACUACUCUACGAAGCUGGAUGAAGCCAAGGAAGCUGCUGGCAAUGAGAUGCUAAAGAUGAUGCAGAUCGUCUUCCCAAUGGUGGUCCAGAUUGAGAUGGAGACUAUCAAGAGGCACGGCUUCAGCAAUUCCAGAGAAGGUAUAGUCCAGUUCACGCAGGUGGUCCGCGAGAUGGAGAGCCUGGAUUCGGAGGUGGCUCGUCUGCACGCCCACAUCCGCAGCCACUACCUGCCUCCCGUCUCUAUCAGCUCCACCGUGGACACCUCGUUGUAGGCUGCAAGGAGGUAGCCGACCAUCACACCAUCAAUGAAUCAAGACUUAUUUCCUAUCUAUGACUGAAGAAGUAUUAUUUAUUUGUAGCUUAUGUUCUUAUUUUAUUUUGUAUUUACUUUUAUUAAUUAAAAAUAUACCUAUGUAGUACUCUUA